Messenger RNA from Puccinia graminis f. sp. tritici CRL 75-36-700-3, 783 nucleotides. RefSeq lists its product as uncharacterized. Lineage: Eukaryota; Fungi; Basidiomycota; Pucciniomycetes; Pucciniales; Pucciniaceae. The record is from RefSeq and is a predicted model, not a curated record. Bases 205 to 594 code for a protein of 129 amino acids. The transcript has 5 exons.
CGAGAGCUGAGAGCUCUCGAGCAUUUUCCUUGGAAGCCGUGUCGCGCAUCAAGUCAUGAUGGUCCAUUCACCAGGUGUGAUCCCGCACCAUCAUAAUUCCUUCCCCCAAGUCUUCGGAGCCACUCAGCCACCACACGCUUACAUCCAUAUUUCUCCAAACAUCCAAGCCCCCGCAAUCUUCAUACCUAAGACUUACCUGACACCAUGAAGACUAUUCUCGUGAUCCUUAUCACCCUUAACUGUUCACUCUUCGGCCUCAGCAAGACGAGUGCUAGCAAAGCCCGCGGGAUCGUCCAAUGCGCUUCUUACGAUUUCUCUGGGAGUUCCAAGGUGUGCACAGAUAAAAACGAUACGGCUUGGAAGUGUGGGACAUGCACCGGUUCCAUCACUGCUCAUGGUUGCCGAUUAAGUGGAAAUGAGCAACAGGAUCCUGAUUCCGUCGACUGCCAAGUAUCAUUUAGCUUAUUCGAAGCGAGUGAUAAGAACAAAUCUCGUUGUACAGAUGAACUCAGACACUCGCACAUAUGUUCUGGAGGUACAUCCAGCCAUAAGUCUGCCUCAUGUACUGGUUGUCAACUCGCCAAAUCUACUUAACAAGCCAGCUUCUAUGCGUCCUCCGAGUCUGGCUCCUCCAGUGCUCUCACUCAGUUGUGAAGCGUGUGUCUGCCAAAUAUUAAAAAUAUUGAUGAUUCUCGUGGAUUUUGUUUUGUAUUUCUGCAAGUGCCUUGGCAUUCACAUUGAUUAUAAAUUCUAAGCAAUUAAAGCUGCCAUUCACGAAAAUCA